Molecule: messenger RNA, 369 nt
Organism: Musa acuminata subsp. malaccensis (wild Malaysian banana)
Lineage: Eukaryota; Viridiplantae; Streptophyta; Magnoliopsida; Zingiberales; Musaceae
Source: RefSeq, a predicted model, not a curated record
UUUGUUCUGUCGAUCUCGAGUAGGAUGGCGAGGGGAAGCUCGCAGUCGAAGAAGGCGUCAUCGGCGGGAGGCGGGGGGCGGCCGGCCACGGUGGGGCCUAGGGGGACGCCGGCGUCUGCUGCAGGAAUGAGGAGGCGGAGGCUGGGUGGCGGCUCCGCCGGGGGAUUCGGGGCCGCCAGCGGCGGCGGGGGAGGUAGCAACAUGCUGCGCUUCUACACCGACGACGCCCCCGGGUUCAAGAUGACGCCCACGGUCGUCCUGGUGAUGAGCCUCUGCUUCAUCGGAUUCGUCACCGCCCUGCACGUCUUCGGCAAGCUCUACCGCUACCGCUCCUCCGGCCGAUCUUAAUCCGCCGCCGACCUAUCUCCG